AUGUCAGACCAUAGAACUCAAUCAGUUUUUUCUUAUCCUUCACCCGCUACAAAUCCACCACCAAAAACAGAUAUAUCUCUACGAGAAAUUUUAGAUACAUAUCGUGAUAAUAAUGAUUUAUUGAAACAAAUUCUCGCAGCAAAGGCUGAAGAGGAUAAGACCGAACGAACUUGCUAUCAUUUUCAACGGGAUUCUGGUUCUACUAUGUCAGAUACACCUUGUUCAGUUCUCUCACCGGAACAGACUCGUAUCAGACGUGCUGAAGAAGAAAAGUAUAAAGCUGAAGCUGUACGUUUACAAUGUAAACAAGUGGAAUUAGAGAUGUUAAAAGAGCAAAAGAAACCACCAACAAUUAUCACAGGAGUACCACCGAUGAAUACAUCAAGUAGCUUUAAUAUGAAAUCACCUUCAGAUAUCAGUAGCCCGUACCUACCGAUACCACCGCCAAAUGAUACCCAUUUUUCUGCCAAUGCCACUACACCAACAAGCGCGACACGCUUGUCACCACCAUCAUCUUCCAAUGACAAUGUAUCUUAUAAUCACAAUGGAAUAUCUUCCCACAACAAUUCCUAUAAUCCGUUGAGCCAAAGACCCUCACUAACAUUAUCCAUCCCUUCAUUUCCAAUUAUAACGGCAUCUCCAACUACGAUGCAUAAUCAGCAUCCAUUUUCUACUCCUACAAGCAGUGUUCAAGAACAUCCUUCUUCUGCAUCAUCUCAAACAAAUCAUUAUUCUCAAAGUCCUACUACGGGUGGUAAACGUUCCAAACCUUCUUCAGAAUCAGAAGUUGACCAUGAAUACGUUAUGGAGGCUCUCAGACAGAAG
Dentiscutata heterogama is the source of this 825-nucleotide messenger RNA. The record is from the annotation of a GenBank genome assembly. Lineage: Eukaryota; Fungi; Glomeromycota; Glomeromycetes; Diversisporales; Gigasporaceae.